This is a messenger RNA of Populus euphratica (Euphrates poplar), 1782 nucleotides long. RefSeq lists its product as uncharacterized. The transcript has 3 exons. The record is from RefSeq and is a predicted model, not a curated record. Bases 135 to 1241 code for a protein of 368 amino acids. NCBI's taxonomy places the organism in Eukaryota, Viridiplantae, Streptophyta, Magnoliopsida, Malpighiales, Salicaceae.
UUCAGUCCAAUAAAGAAAAAGCAUCCAGCCAUUAGCAGCGAGCAUGUACCAUUUUAAUCUCGUCCCUCGAACAUUUCCUCACCUUCCAUAACAAACGGUUAAAACCAAAAACAGCAUCAGCUCCGUUGGCCAAAAUGAACGAAAAUCCCAACAGAGCCGAAGCCGAGCGCCUUCUCGGUAUCGCCGAGAAACUCUUACAAUCACGAGAUCUCAGCGGCACAAAAGACUUUGCAGUUUUAGCUCAAGAAACCGAACCCCUUCUGGAAGGCUCAGAUCAGAUCUUAGCCGUUGCCGAUGUACUUUUAUCAGCCGAAAAACGCAUCAACAAUCACCACGACUGGUACUCGAUCCUGCAAAUCAGCCAAAAAACUGACGAUUCCGAACUUAUAAAAAAGCAGUAUCGUCGCCUCGCAUUACUCCUCCAUCCAGACAAGAACAGGUACCCUUUUGCGGACCAUGCCUUCAAGCUUGUCGCUGAUGCUUGGGCUGUUUUGUCUGAUACUGGUAAAAAAACGUUGUACGAUAAUGAAUUGAGUUUGUUUUGGAAGAUUGAUUUGUCUACUUCAGGGAAAUUACCGGUCAGAAGAAGCCAGAGACCGGUUGGCCAUAAAAAGGCUGAAAAUUUGAAAACUAAUGUCAAUAACGUGAGUAAUCAACAAGAAGGGCAGGGACAGAGAGCUAAAUUAUCUUCGUUCUGGACCGCCUGUCCGUAUUGUUAUAUUUUGUAUGAGUAUCCUAGGGUUUACGAGAAUUGUUGUUUGCGGUGUCAAAACUGCCAGAGAGGGUUUCAUGCGGUUUUAAUACCGUCACUGCCUCCUCUGGUUCCAGGGCAGGAGUCUUAUUAUUGUUGCUGGGGGUUCUUUCCUUUGGGGUUUACACUUGGUAUUGCAGGUAGUGGGGAGAAAAAUGGCGGGGGAGGUGCGGGUUUUCCUAAUUGGAUGCCGCCAAUGUUUGGAACGGAGCAGCUGCAAGGAGGUGAUAACAAUUGUGUCAACGUGGCGGUAAAUGUGGGCGGUAAGAGUUGUAGCGGUGGUGGCCAUGGUGGCGCUGGUAGGAGGAGUGAUGCUGCAACUGCCACGCCAGUGAGGGAUGAUGGGGAGAGUAAGGAUAGAAUGGUGGACGCUUCUGGUAGGAGGGCAAAGGGAAUGUCUGGGAGUGCAACGGGCAUGGCUGGGAAUUCUACGGGGAUGGCAGGGCCCAGGAAGAGAGGAAGGCCUAGGAAAUAUCCUGUGCAGGCGUAGUUUGUGAUGUCUUAUGUGUAGUCAGCAACUGCAACUGGGUGGAAAGGAAUAGAAUGUGAAGGUGUUGACGGCUGAAGGAUGGGAGUCUUUUUGGCAGCUGGCUAAGUUUCGGGACUUCGUAGGCAUUGAAGUUGUCAAUAUUUGUCGAUGAUGGUUAAGUCUGUUUACAUUAUUGUCCCAGCGUGAUUCACUUUGGCGUGGACAGCUUUUCUGCGUAGGGUUUUCUGACAUCUUGUGAGCCUGUAAGUGAAGAAGGAGACUGGGAAUAAAAGGUCUAGGUGGUCUACCGGCUUUCUAGGUUUGGAGCCUUUGAUCGCACAACGGGUGGUUCGGGGAUGGUGAAGCUAGACAACAGGUGACACGAAGCAGCCAAGGCAGUCAUAAAUAUUGAAUUCCACUGCUGCUGCCUCCACUUUCUCCCCAUUUACACUCCUCACCCCUGUCGAGUGAUUCAGGAACAUGUCGCUUUCACAGUUUGACAAACAUUAAUUAGUUUGAGUUUGUAACUUAAUUGAAAGAAUUAUAUUACAAAUAAAAAAAA